AUGUUUUCAAUCCCUUUAAGAAUAUCGCUCCUGUUUGUCUUCGUACUCCAGUGUCUCCAGCCGCCAGUCUCUGCCGAGUUCCGCGUCACCUGUGCUCCGUUCAAGCGGGAGCGCAUCGACCCGCUCGCGACGCCCGGCAAGGAGAACGGCCACAUGCACACCUUCUUCAGCAGCCGGGGCAUCGGUCCGGACGCCGUCACGGCCGACAAGCUCCGCGCGAGCUGCGGCAGCUGCAACGUCCAGGCCGACCGCAGCUCCUAUUGGAUCCCCACCCUCUAUUAUGUGAGCAAGAACGCCACGGUUCCUGUCAAGGUAGCCAUUUUUCACGUGUAUUACCACGGCCAAAGUGCGGACCGCCAGCGCUUUCCCGCCGAUUUCUCCAUCAUAUCGGGCAAUCCCAACCUGACCGAAGACGAAGCCCGCGCGCAAGGCGGCAUCGGGAUGGAAUGGAGAUUCGAAGACUCAUCUGAGGAAAAGGAAGCCUGGCAGCUCCCGAAAAGAAAAGGCGGUGGCUGGCUGCGCGGCAACAUUGGGUUUCCUACAUCCGUCGUUAAAGACGAGUCGCUCGGCCGGCACCGAGAGUGCGCAUCCAAAGACGAAGCGGGCUGCUUCAACGUCCUCCGCAUGUUCUUCGCCAUCUGGUACGACCUGCGCGACGACUGGUUUGACUUUGAGGACGGCGCUUACCUGACUCUUUCGUCAGGAGGGGGUGAGGAGCACGCCAACCAGCAGGCCGCGUAUUUGAGAAAAGCUUAUCUGACGAGAACAGGCCACACGUAUCAUGGCGAUUUCAUCAACGGCUGGGAGCCCAGGAUGCCAGAGAUUGUCCGCGACACCAGAACUACGUCAGUCGCGAGCAUCGCGGCGCGGGCGGGCGUCGCCGGAGCACAGAGUGCUGAGCUCGACGAAGGGACCCCCCUCGCUUCCGCGGAUCUCGACUGGGACGGCAUGGUCGAGGCAAAUGCCGGCCACGGCAUCGUCGAGCUGGGCGUCUACGACUACGAACUGACCAUCACAGACGGAAAGAGCAUGAACGCUACAUUCAGCGGUAAAUGGGAGAGGAGGCGGCGGCGGCGGGCGCGGAGAGUGACAGGCCUGCGGGGGACACCGACAAUGCUGCGGCCGCGGCAACGUCGGCGCGUGGGACGUGCCGAGUCUGCCGGCGUCACGGCCGAAGCAUCCUCGGCUGCCGCUGCCGAGACGACGGGCGCCAGCAGCGCCAGCAACGCGCUGCCGACUGCGUCUGCUGAUGCCCUGAGCAGAAUGACGUUCUUGCCUGGGGAGAGCACGGCGGUCAUCUCCUGGGUUGAGACGCGAAAGCCCGUCCCUACAGCCUGUGCGAAGAAGAACAAGAACAGAGCCGUGAAGCUGGAGCUUUGA
Molecule: messenger RNA, 1380 nt
Organism: Verticillium alfalfae VaMs.102
Lineage: Eukaryota; Fungi; Ascomycota; Sordariomycetes; Glomerellales; Plectosphaerellaceae
Exons: 4
Coding region: 1-1380 (459 amino acids)
Source: RefSeq, a predicted model, not a curated record